This is a messenger RNA of Suricata suricatta (meerkat), 1063 nucleotides long. RefSeq names its product chromosome 13 C9orf116 homolog (gene PIERCE1). Gene Ontology annotation, biological process: axoneme assembly. The record is from RefSeq and is a predicted model, not a curated record. NCBI's taxonomy places the organism in Eukaryota, Metazoa, Chordata, Mammalia, Carnivora, Herpestidae. Gene Ontology annotation, cellular component: axonemal microtubule. The transcript has 3 exons. The coding region runs from base 474 to 1043 and encodes 189 amino acids.
GCUGAGCCCCGGGCCCGGGACGGAGCGGCGGGGCGGGGUCGGCGCGAGCGCGGGGUGUGGGGGAGCGCGUCCUCCGGCCGUGUCCCCGCAGCUCGCCCCCUCACCCCGCACGAGCCGCCGUCCCCUUGGGGACCCUCCUCGCCUCCCGCCAGUCCAGCACAACCUGUCGCUCUCCCAAGGGGGCUCUCAUCAGAUUAGGCGCAUCUGGAGUCUAUAUUUAGAUUCGGGUACGGGGCUGGGGCGGGGGUCAUGACGUCCGGGACCGGGGACACCCAGGCACGCGAUAAAGCGGCGUGUAGAGCUGGAAGUGGGCCUUCUGCGAGUGAAGGCCAAGACCUGGGGUCCCCCUGCAGACAGGCCGGGAAGGCCGUGGGCGCGGCGCCUUUAAGGCCCUGCCGCCCAGUCAGGUGACCAGGCCGUUGCCGGACAACGGGACGCCGCGCCGAAGCCCGCGCUCUCGGGAGGUCAGGCCCAUGGCCCAAAGGAACUCUCUAGAGUGCACGGAGGCCGCGGAGCCCCCGGCCCCGGAGCCCCCGGGCCCCGCCCCCCCGCAGAGAACCAGCGACUACUACCGCAUAGAUGGGGACCUGCCGGUCAGGUUCAACAACCCGGCGUGGUUUCGGGGCUACGGGACCAAGGAGGCCGUCUCCAUGUACAGGACCAGUAACCAAACUUACGGGAGCAGGGCCCCCACCGUGCACGAGAUGCCGACAACUUGCAGCGGCUGGAAGGUUCCGGAACAAUACUCUCAACGUCUGUCUGGAGAAGAGCGUUGUGACGGGUCCCGACAACUGCAUCACCGCCUGCGACCGGCUGGACUUCCACCCCAGCUACAACGUCAACAAGCCCUCCAUCUGCGACUGAGCGGUCAGGGCUCCGGGGCCAGCGGCGCCGGCCGAGGCGUCAUCCCGGCUCCCGUGCCCGCCUGCUUCCCUCGAAAAUGUCAUGUCUUUAUUUUGCAAAAACAUGCGGACGCGCAAAUGUGCUACGUGCUGUUUUCCUUCUGCCACGGGAAAGAUGCUAAUGACUCGACUUUCCAUUAAAGACGCUCCUGCAUCCUGAA